AUUGCAAUAGCAUACUGUAUCCACCAGACUAUUAUCAUGUUCAAGGCCCGCAAACGCAACGUGAAACAAAAGGGUGCCCUGCGGCGCAAGAAGGAUGAGGAAGAAGAAGAAGAAAAGUCGACCCAAAAGGCUCAGCAGGAAGAAGAUGAAACAGCGGCCACGAUUGCUCGUGUCAAGAAGAAGCGCAAGCUGUUGACCGAACUGCAGUACAAAAAAGGAACCGAUGCGGCAUCGCUGUUAAAGGGACGAGACGAUUCUGCCCUGGACUCUGCUGCUGGAGUGGAUGGCACUUCUACUACAGUUGAUCAGCCAGAUGGAUCGCAAGAAGGUGUCAUGGAACAAAAACACAAACAAGCGUUGGAACAGUACGUAGAAUCCAAAUUGGUGGGAAUGGUCGGGGGAGACAACAAUAAUAAUAAGCCAACAUCCAUAACAAACAACAAUCAGGAUGACUCUACAACCAGCAAUCCAAACAAUAACAACAAACUGACCAAGGAAGAACUCUAUCGACAAAUUGCUCAAACGUCCGAAAAUAUGGUGGGACGGUCCAGUUCCACGAAUCAAGGCGACUCGAAAAAAGAUGGAGAUGUCGGAACGGGUGGCGCCAUGUUGGUGGCGGGAACCGGAUUGGCAGAAGUCAUUUUGCCAGUCGAUGAACGCAUCAAGGCAGUCCAUGCCACACAAGAAGCAGCGGCUGUGGGACCACGCAAACACGCCCAUCACAACAAUAAUAAUAAAAGCUAUGGAAAUAUGCCCAAAUCACAGGUACCGGUUCUUCCCGCCGGAGCCGCACGAUUUCAAGUAUCGGCAGCCGAUCGACAUCGACAUUUUCCAAGCAACCAACGAAAUAAUAAUACUGCAUCCGUUCCAACAACAGCAACAACCGAAUCAGUGCCAGAAGGAGACGACGAUCCGGGGCGAGUGGGAUUCGAUGCCGCUCGUGGAAAGGCUGUGGCGAGUCAAACUCAAAAUAAUAACAAUCACAACAAUGGGCAACAUAAUGGCAGAAACAACAAUAACAACAACAAUCACAAGAAUCGAUCUAGCGAUGAUAAAGUCUAUGGAAAUUUCCUAAAACACCAUCGCGAAAAUCAAUGGCGGGGAAGAUGA
Seminavis robusta is the source of this 1110-nucleotide messenger RNA. The record is from the annotation of a GenBank genome assembly. NCBI's taxonomy places the organism in Eukaryota, Bacillariophyta, Bacillariophyceae, Naviculales, Naviculaceae.